CCCGCGCCGUCCUCCAAACAACCCUGGCGACGCGCAUCCUGACCAGCCCGGUGCGUGUCUGCCCGCACGCGGGUGUGCGGGGAUCCCGCGGACAUACUUGGGCGCGCACACGAAGGUGGCCACGCGCGAGGGCGCUGGCCCGCCCGGGAGAGAGCACCGCAGGCCGGACUCCCGGGAGCCCGAGGCUCGGAGGGGCGCGGCCUGUGAAAAGCUGGAGCUUCUCCUCGCCAGGCCCCUUGUCCCGCGCGUACAGGGGAGCGGUAGGGGCGCUCCCGGCUCUCCGCCCCCUUGGCUGAAAGGGGACGCGCCCCCCUAACCUCACUCCCCCCUCCUUUCGGUUUUGCGGCCGCGCCUUCUCCUCCCCCGCCCGGCUCCCGCCGCUGCUCCUCCCUCCUCCCCCCCUCCCGCCCGGCUCGCUCCUAGCGCUCCCUCCCCGCGCCGCGGCAGAGCGCGGAGCCCGGGCGGGAGCCGGCGCGGGAGCGGGAGCCGGCGGCCGGAGACAGCGCAGGCGGCGGCGGCGGGUUCCUGCCGGGCCCGGAGCGCGCGGAGUCGUUCCCCCCCCCCCCCCCGCCGCUCCAGCCCCUCUCCCCGCGGGGUCCCGAGCAGCAUGCGCGGCCGCUGCCCGCCGGUCUCAGCCCCGGCCCCGGUCCCGCUGCGGAGCGCGCGCGGCCUCGACCCCGGCCCCGGCGGCAGCGGAACAAGCGGCACAGGCGGAACAAGCGGCGGGCGGGCCGGGGGCGCAGGGGCGCAGGAGCUGAGCCCCCGGCGCACAUCCUGAGCGCCGCCCCGCGGCCCGGUGGCCUCCCGCCUCCCCGCGCCCCGGCUCGGACGAACGGACGGACAAACGGCCAGCCCCGCCAGGGAGUGGACUGUCGGGCGGAGGUGUCGGUGAGGAGGCGGCGGCGAGGAGGGGGCUGGGCAGGGGCUGGGGCCCGGCGGGGGAGACAUGCGAUUGGCGACCGAGUCGAGCGGACGGACUGCGCGCCCGAAAUGCAGGUGAGCGAGAGGAUGCUGGCGGGGGGCGCGAGGAGCAUGCCCAGCCCCCUCCUGGCCUGCUGGCAGCCCAUCCUCCUGCUGGUGCUGGGCUCCGUACUAUCCGGCUCAGCCACGGGCUGCCCGCCCCGCUGUGAGUGCUCGGCGCAGGACCGGGCGGUGCUGUGCCACCGCAAGCGCUUCGUGGCGGUGCCCGAGGGCAUCCCCACCGAGACCCGCCUGCUGGACCUGGGCAAGAACCGCAUCAAGACGCUCAACCAGGACGAGUUCGCCAGCUUCCCGCACCUGGAGGAGCUGGAGCUGAACGAGAACGUGGUGAGUGCGGUGGAGCCAGGCGCCUUCAACAACCUCUUCAACCUUCGGACGCUGGGCCUACGCAGCAACCGCCUGAAGCUCAUCCCGCUGGGCGUCUUCACCGGCCUCAGCAACCUCACCAAGCUGGACAUCAGCGAGAACAAGAUCGUCAUCCUGCUCGACUACAUGUUCCAGGACCUGUACAACCUCAAGUCGCUGGAGGUCGGCGACAAUGACCUGGUCUACAUCUCCCACCGCGCCUUCAGUGGUCUCAACAGCCUGGAGCAGCUGACGCUGGAGAAGUGCAACCUGACCUCCAUCCCCACGGAGGCGCUGUCCCACCUGCACGGCCUCAUCGUCCUGCGGCUGCGCCACCUCAACAUCAACGCCAUCCGGGACUACUCCUUCAAGAGGCUGUACCGCCUCAAGGUCCUGGAGAUCGCCCACUGGCCCUACCUGGACACCAUGACGCCCAACUGCCUGUACGGCCUCAACCUCACGUCCCUGUCCAUCACCCACUGCAACCUGACGGCCGUGCCCUACCUGGCCGUGCGCCACCUGGUCUACCUGCGUUUCCUCAACCUCUCCUACAACCCCAUCGGCGCCAUCGAGGGCUCCAUGCUGCACGAGCUGCUGCGGCUGCAGGAGCUGCAGCUGGUGGGCGGGCAGCUGGCAGCGGUGGAGCCCUACGCCUUCCGAGGCCUCAACUACCUGCGCGUGCUCAACGUCUCGGGCAACCAGCUGACCACGCUGGAGGAGUCGGCCUUCCACUCGGUGGGCAACCUGGAGACGCUCAUCCUGGACGCCAACCCGCUGGCCUGCGACUGCCGGCUGCUCUGGGUCUUCCGGCGCCGCUGGCGGCUCAACUUCAACCGGCAGCAGCCCACCUGCGCCACGCCCGAGUUCGUGCAGGGCAAGGAGUUCAAGGACUUCCCCGACGUGCUGCUGCCCAACUACUUCACCUGCCGCCGCGCCCGCAUUCGGGACCGCAAGGCCCAGCAGGUGUUUGUGGAUGAGGGCCACACGGUGCAGUUCGUGUGCCGGGCCGAUGGCGACCCGCCUCCCGCCAUCCUCUGGCUCUCGCCGCGAAAGCACCUGGUCUCGGCCAAGAGCAACGGGCGGCUGACCGUCUUCCCCGACGGCACUCUGGAGGUGCGCUACGCCCAGGUGCAGGACAACGGCACGUACCUGUGCAUUGCCGCCAACGCGGGCGGCAACGACUCCAUGCCGGCCCACCUGCACGUGCGCAGCUACUCACCCGACUGGCCCCACCAGCCCAACAAAACCUUCGCCUUCAUCUCCAACCAGCCGGGCGAGGGGGAGGCCAACAGCACCCGUGCCACUGUGCCUUUCCCCUUCGACAUCAAGACCCUCAUCAUCGCCACCACCAUGGGCUUCAUCUCCUUCCUGGGUGUCGUCCUCUUCUGCCUGGUGCUGCUGUUCCUCUGGAGCCGGGGCAAGGGCAACACGAAGCACAACAUUGAGAUCGAGUAUGUGCCCCGCAAGUCGGAUGCCGGCAUCAGCUCAGCUGACGCGCCCCGCAAGUUCAACAUGAAAAUGAUCUGAGGCACCAGGCCGGCUCCUCAUGCCCCUCCAAACAGACUGUUUCUCCCUGCGUCCCUUGUCCUGCGCCCCCCACUCCCUCUCUCUCCCUGCCAGGAUCUCACAAGGCUGGGCCGGGGGACCCUACCUGCACGGGGCGCGUGGGACAGACUGGAGUGGCAGCUGAUGACAUGUGGCACAGUCAAUAGUCCAGUUAAAAAGCAAACAAAGAGUUACGAACUUCCUCUGUAACUUGGGUUUCAAUAAUUAUGGAUUUUUAUGAAAACUUGAAAUAAUAAAAAGAGAAAAAAACAAACACAAAAAACUCUUUCCUCUAGCUAGUCGGAAUGCAAACUCUCGACAUCCUGGUUGCUGCAGGGCCCUCUUCCAAUGUGGUUUCUGGGGGUUUUGUUUUUCUUUCUGUUUUUAUCUUCCUCUCCCCCCUCUCCCCUCCUCCCCUUCCCCCCCUUCCCUUCUCCUUCUCCUUCCCCUUCUCCUCUUCUCCCUCCUUUCUCAUCUCUUCCCCAGUGGGGAGGGAAUCACUCAGGAAAACAGGAAAGGAGGUUCCAGCCCCACUUGCCCUCAGACCCCCCCCCCCAACCUGCCAGGGCAGCUGGGGUGCUAGGUGCGGGCCUAGCUUGGGCUGGCCGUUUUGGAGGCACAAGCAAGUGACAAGGACAGGGCUGCCAGGUGAGGGUGGAGGCCUGUCUGCUGAGCUGCCAGGCUACUGCAGGGGGUGGGGGUGGGCAUAGGUGGCUGGGCGGCCUGGUCCAGGUGUGGCCAAGACUCUGGGCAGGGACAGGGACCCUCCUGGAGUACAGCACAGUCAGGGGAGAGAGCUAGAGGCCAGAGGCGGGCCCGAUGCCUCACAUCUGGCCCCAGCUCGGCUGUGUGAUCUGGAAUAGGUCGUUGACCCGCUCUGGGCCACAGUCUCCACAUCUGUACAAAUGGAAACGUUGCUCCCUGCCCUGCCUACCUCACAGGGCUGUUGUGAGGAAAAUUGAUGAGAUGAUGUAUGUGAAACACUUUGUAACCUGUAAAGCGCUGUGCACACGUGUGGGUGACUGUC
Molecule: messenger RNA, 3898 nt
Organism: Erinaceus europaeus (western European hedgehog)
Lineage: Eukaryota; Metazoa; Chordata; Mammalia; Eulipotyphla; Erinaceidae
Gene: LINGO1
Product: leucine rich repeat and Ig domain containing 1
Exons: 2
Coding region: 991-2853 (620 amino acids)
Cellular component (GO): extracellular matrix
Molecular function (GO): protein binding
Source: RefSeq, a predicted model, not a curated record